AUGAAAAUAUUCCUCAUCAACGGUCUCUUAGCAGCCUUGCUUAAUUCCGGUAUCAACGCUGCAUGGGUGCUCUGCUAUCUAGCACUCAACCCGCAGUGGAAAGAGCGAGUGCGCGCAGAAGUCGAUGGGGCCAUUUUGAAACACUCAACCGGCCCGUCCCAAACUCCGGUGGACAUCCUCGCCAAACUCACUCUCGAUGAAUGGGAAUCUGAGUUCCCGGUCAUCAACAUGUGCCUGCAAGAGUCUAUUCGCCUACAGACUGUUGGAACCGCAUUUCGCAAGAAUGUCGGCGACAAGGCUGUAAAGAUCGGGAGCACAGGAGAGAUCGUGCCCAAAUAUGGUUUUGUUGCCUUUCCUGUUGACGAUGUGCAUAUGAAUUCUGAGAUAUAUUCUGAUCCAAUGAAGUUCGAUCCUGGGCGGUAUGCGCCUGAUAGGGCGGAGGACAAGAAGGUGCCUUUGGCUUUUGUGGGCUGGGGUUCCGGCCGCCAUCCUUGCUGUAAGUCUCCAAACAUUCUUCAGCCUGCCUAA
This is a messenger RNA of Didymosphaeria variabile, 528 nucleotides long. RefSeq lists its product as uncharacterized. Bases 1 to 528 code for a protein of 175 amino acids. Lineage: Eukaryota; Fungi; Ascomycota; Dothideomycetes; Pleosporales; Didymosphaeriaceae. The transcript is spliced from 2 exons. The record is from RefSeq and is a predicted model, not a curated record. Gene Ontology annotation, molecular function: heme binding; oxidoreductase activity, acting on paired donors, with incorporation or reduction of molecular oxygen; iron ion binding.